AUGAAUCAAUUCGUUUCGGAGACUGUUUUCGAAGAGAUAGUGUCUAUAGCUCUCGAAUACCGCUUCCAGAACAUCCAAGCCCUGUCAGAAGAGAAAAAGAAAGCACUUCACGGCCUCAUUAACAUGAAAGACGUCUUCACCGUAUUGCCAACAGGACAUGGAAAGUCAUUGAUUUUUCAGAUUCAGCCUGAUCUUUGCCCUCAGUUGUCAGUAAGAGGAUAUUCUUAUCCAAAGAAUCCAAUAAUUGUGGUCAUUUUUCCUCUGAAAUCAUUGAUGGAAUCGCACAUUCGCGAACUACAAAGCUAUGGUCUAACAGGGGCGGCUGUGAGCGGCGAUGAAGUCAAUGAUGAUGCCAUUCUUCGAGGAGAGUAUUCGUUUGUUUUUGGCAGUCCGGAAAGCUUUCUUCAAAAUGAGAAGUGGAGGCAGAUGCUGCUUAGCAAACCUCCGCAAACCUAA
This is a messenger RNA of Stylophora pistillata, 456 nucleotides long. RefSeq names its product ATP-dependent DNA helicase hus2/rqh1-like. The record is from RefSeq and is a predicted model, not a curated record. NCBI's taxonomy places the organism in Eukaryota, Metazoa, Cnidaria, Anthozoa, Scleractinia, Pocilloporidae.